This is a messenger RNA of Danaus chrysippus (African queen), 1782 nucleotides long. NCBI's taxonomy places the organism in Eukaryota, Metazoa, Arthropoda, Insecta, Lepidoptera, Nymphalidae. The record is from the annotation of a GenBank genome assembly.
AUGGCUACAAGCUACAGUAAGAAUGCCGUACUUAAAGGAACUAUUGACUACUUCUGUGUUGUGUGUGAAACACACCUCAAGACGGAGGAAGACUACAUGAAACAUGUAUCUAAACCCAUACACAAGAAAAACUUUGAGAGUACACAGUAUGUGAAGGAGUUUGAAGAUGAAUGCAUCAGGAAGACGAGAGUCGGAUAUUUUUGCGAGUUUUGCAACGAAUUGCUAACAGUUUUGGCUAGAGUGAGACUUCACGUGACAGAAUCAUCGCAUAUGAAUAAUAAGACUUUGAUGAUCUUCGAAAGAAAUGGUCCAAAUGUAGUCGCCUUUGGUGAAAUUGUUAUCAAUGAGAGGUCCUGGAACGGUCUUAAUGUUGAAUCCUGCGCUGUUUGCAACACAGAAUACGAAAAUGAAGACAUACACAAAAACCAAGCGAAACAUAUUAUAAACUUGAUUCAGAGCACUCUUGAAGUUGAUAAGAAUAAGAAUAUAUAUAGAAAGAUAGAUGAACAGCUGUUUCAAUGCCUGACAUGUAACAUGGUCCUCGGUCUAAGCGAUAGAACGAACCAUUUUAAUAAAGAUGAUCAUAAAAAACAUUAUCGAAAGUGUCUUCUUUCAAAUAAAUCUAAUGACGAUGAAGAGAAAAGUGAUGUUGCAGAAGAUUUAAAAGAUAAUGACAUAAACGAAGAUGACAAAAAUCUGGAAGGCAUCGCCUCCAAUGAGAUGACAUCCGAUAAAUCAGACGAAAGAAAUAUUUAUCUAUAUAAGAACAAGCAGGGGUAUCUUAUAUGUAUUGUAUGCUGCUUAGGUGUGGACCCGGUAGAUCAACACAGACAUAGAAAUAGUAGAAUGCAUAAGAAAAACGUUAAACAGCACAGGAAACGUAUCGCGGAACUGAUUGAGGCUGGUGGAACAGAUAAAGAUAUAUUCAACUUCAUCAAAGAAUUUGAGGAGAAUCGAAUUUACAUCAAUUUGGAAAGCAAAUCCGUUAUUUGUAUGAAAUGUGCAGAUUGUUUGUCAUAUUCUGUUGACGAAAUAAAAGAACACAUUGCUAAACAUGAUGGCCAUAUUAAAAAACAAAGUGAAUGUAAGUUAAACAAUGAACCAUCUGACGAAAAAGAUAAAAGUGAUGAUGUUAAAGAAAAGAAAAAUGAUACAAGUGAAGAUGUUAAGGAAAAACUAAAAAAAACAGAAAUUGUAAAUGUUGAAACAAAAACUGAUGAUGAUGAACUUAAAUCACCAAAAUGUAAUGUUCUAAACAAAAAGAUAUCAGAAACAGCCAAGAAGCUUAAAAUCAAAUUGGAAAGGACACCAACCCACAAGUUUGUUGAGAGUGCAACUUGUGUGAAGUAUAUGAUUUUCAACGACGUUAUUGUAAACAACAAGUAUUGCUUGUCAUUUGAGAGUUUCAUAUUUAUAACAUCAAAUGGCACUGAGUUAGAAUGUAAAGUCUGUAAAGUAUUCACCAAAUUAAGUCAUUUUUCAACAGACCGACAUUCAAAAAUGGCUAGUCUCGUCCCAGUAAUAACUAAUGAUGAAAAUGAAUUUGUGAGACAGAUUCAGAACGAUUUAUUUCAUUGCGGAUUUUGCAACAUGGUUGAAUCUUCCUGGGACAAUAUGCUGGAACACUUCAACAGCCUGCAACACAAAAACAGCAAGAUUGAAUCAGAAUGGAGAAAGGAAAUGUAUUUGUAUGAUAUAUCGAAAAAUAAUUCACGACUAGAAGAGCUUGAAAACAGUAAGAAAAUGCGUCUUUUAAUGAAUAUGUUUCGUGGAAUGUUCUAG